GCUUAUAAAAUCAAAACAUUAGAGCACCGAAUAUGUAUAUCGAUUGAUUUUUUAACGUGUUUAUUACAAAACGGGAAAAUCCACAAAUACGAAAUUUAAUAAGAACUAAUUUUCAUAGCUCGUUAUAUGCGUUGUUGGAAUAAGGCAAUUUUCCUACCUCUACAAGUCUGAUUGUGUGCUGUUAAACGUCAUGUCCGCAUGUCAAUCACAAUAUGUCAUGUACCGUAGUGUUUUUAAACAUGUUUUAUACCUAGUACCGUACUUACUCUUUGUCAAUCACUAGGUUACCGUGGCAGCAGACGCGCGCUCUAUUUGAAUUUUAUUAACUACAUUUUUAUAAAUAUUAAAGGAAACCUCUACUUAUUUAACAUGUAAAACAUCUGUAAAUAUUUUGAAUAUCUGUUAAAUUUUUUCGGACUAGUUUUUUUUUUCAAAAUUAAAUAGUUAUGUGUUUAAAAUCUGCAAGAAAUAAAAUAUAAGAUCGUGAAAAUGGGUUCCUCGCAGAAAGAUAUUGAAUUGAGUCCGGUUCGAGGUGAAGCAAAGUCCCUGCCCGCAGAUAAGCUGAACACCCAGGUACACGAUGAAGAAGAUGUGAUAAUUGGUAGAUUUCGAAAGAUAAGCUCAGCCAAGUCUAUGGCAGCAACAAACGGGAAUAUUCAGUAUCCCUCAGAGAGUCCUUUGCGAUCUGAUGAUGUUGAGGCAGGACUACAUUUUAAUACUAAAGAGCCGUGUGAGAAGAACAAAUUGCUUGAUUCUGCGAACCUAGAGUUGGUGUCUCCUAAAUGUUCAUUAACGAAAAGUAGUUUUAGAGAUGUGGAGAAACCUUCGCGGUUUAAAGAUCAGCCGUCGGCUACUCGAUUUCAGAUGGGAUACAAUAAAGAAGAGGACGAGGGCACGGAUGACUCCGAUCCGUCGGCUAUGGACAGCGACGAUCCACUUACCGUAUCCGAUACGAAGUACGGGAAAAGUUUUAGACAUUUUACACGUGAAGCUCUACCUAGAUUGGACAAUUACAGAAAUGUUUUGUCUAUACAUGCCGCCCAUCGACCAACUUUAGAUGAGCUUCACAACGCUUCAUUGUCUAGGAAGUCCGGACAUACUUUAGAGAAAGACGUGGAGUCUCCGACUGUGACGUCAUCGAAUUUAAAGUUCGGAUGGAUCAAGGGCGUGCUAAUGCGGUGCCUCCUGAACAUAUGGGGCGUGAUGCUGUUCUUGAGGCUAUCUUGGGUCGUGGGACAAGCUGGAGUCGCGCAGUCUGUUCUCUUGAUCCUCACGACAUCAGUGGUGACCACUAUAACGGCCCUGUCAAUGUCAGCGAUCUGUACCAAUGGUGUUAUUAAAGGGGGUGGCACAUAUUACAUGAUAUCUCGCUCAUUGGGCCCAGAGUUCGGUGGUUCUAUAGGUCUCAUAUUCUCCGUGGCUAAUGCGGUGGCGUGCGCCAUGUACAUUGUCGGCUUCGGGGAAGCUCUGAUGUCUCUCAUACCAGAAUCUGCUUAUAUGGUCAGCAAAAGUUGGGAUCAAGCAAUAUACGGGUGCAUAACGGUGGUAGUGUUGACCGGUAUCGUGAUAGUCGGGAUGGAGUGGGAGGCCAAAGCACAGAUAGUGCUGCUCAUCAUUCUGCUGGUGGCCAUCGCGGACUUCUGCGUCGGCUCUAUCAUUGGCCCAAAGAGCGACGAGGAGGCCGCCCGUGGCUUCGUCGGAUAUAGCAUGGAGGUGCUGUGGCAGAACAUGGGCCCCGACUACAGAUAUUACGAGGGCGUCCAUCACAACUUCUUCUCGGUAUUCUCCAUAUUCUUCCCGGCCGCUACCGGGAUAUUAGCCGGCGCCAACAUUUCGGGAGAUUUGAAGGACCCUCAGAAGUCGAUUCCGAAGGGCACGCUGCUCGCCAUCCUGCUGACGACGCUGUCGUACCUGCUGAUAGCGGUGGUGUCGGGCUGGUCGGUGCUGCGGGACGCGUCGGGGGACGUGGCCGACCUGGCCGCCGGCUCGCUGGCCGCCUGCGUCCAUAACGGUACCUGCGCGUACGGUCUGCAGAACGACUACCAUGUGGUGCGGCUGGUGUCAGCCUUCGGUCCACUCAUUCACGGAGGUUGCUUCGCGGCCGCGCUCUCCUCCGCGCUGGCCUCUCUGGUCUCCGCUCCGAAGGUCUUCCAGGCGCUGUGUCAGGACAAGCUGUACCCCUAUAUCGAGUUCUUCGCUAAGGGCUACGGACCCAACAACGAGCCCGUGCGAGGGUACGUGCUGACCUUCGUCAUCGCCACCACCUUCAUACUCCUGGGCGGCCUGAACCAGAUAGCCCCGCUGAUAUCGAACUUCUUCCUGGCGGCCUACACGCUCAUCAACUUCUCCACGUUCCACGCGAGCCUCGCCAGGCCCGUCGGCUGGAGACCCACCUUCAGGUUUUACAACAUGUGGCUGUCGCUGCUGGGCUCGGUGCUGUGCGUGGUCAUCAUGUUCGUGGUGUCGUGGAGCCAGGCGCUCGGCACCUUCGCCUUCCUGCUCGCCCUCUACCUGCUCGUGUCCUACAGGAAGCCAGACGUGAACUGGGGCUCCACGACGCAGGCGCAGACGUACAAGACGGCGCUGGCCGGCGUGCAGCUGCUCAACGGGAUCGACGAGCACGUCAAGAACUACAGGCCGCAAGUCCUGGUGCUGACGGGGUUCCCGGGGGAGCGGCCGCUGCUCACGGACUUCACGUACCUGCUGACCAAGGGACUGUCGCUGAUGCUGUGCGGACAGAUCGUUCAAGGUCCGGUGAGCCAGCCGACGCGCGAGGCCCUCAGCAAGCGAGCGUACGGCUGGUUCCAGCGCCGGAAGAUCAAGGCCUUCUACACCCUGGUCGAUGACGUCAGCUUCAAGGACGGCGCCAGCGCGCUGGUGCAGAGCAGCGGGCUCGGGAAGCUCACCCCCAACAUCCUCAUGAUGGGCUUCAAGCAGGACUGGCGCACGUGCAGCAGGCAACACCUGGUGGACUACGUCGAGGUCAUGCAUAAAGCGUUGGACGUGCACAUGGCGCUCGCGAUACUGCGCAUCGAGGGCGGACAGUACAGCAGCGAGGCGCUCGACGAAGACCUCCAGAUCUACCUCAAUGACCUCAACGCUAACGGCGUGGCGGGAAUAUCGCGUUCCAUGGGAGAUACAUACAAAGCAACGAAGUCUACGGAGAGCCUCAACACUCAGUCCGAAGGCAGCACGUCUGACUUGUCGGUGGGGUCGCCACAGCUGCGACGCGCCGUCUCGCAGGACCCCGGCGCAGACCCGGACAAGGAGCAAGUCAAAAUUAAAAAAAGCGGCAAAGGAAGUAAAGGUCUAAGUUACGCUGUGCGGAGGGCUCUAGGGUCUGCGGUGGCUCGCAGGGCGUCCUCGUUCACUUCAGUGGAACAAUUCACGAGGAGGCAGGCCGGGACCGUCGACGUUUGGUGGCUCUAUGACGACGGAGGUCUGACCCUGUUGCUGCCGUACAUCCUGUCCACCAGACGCGCCUGGUCUUCCAGCCCGCUGCGGAUAUUCACGCUCGCCAACAAGAACACGGAGCUGGAGAUCGAAGAAAGGAACAUGGCGUCCCUGCUGUCCAAGUUCCGCAUCGACUACUCGGCGCUGACGGUGGUGGCGGACAUCACGCGGCGCCCCCGGGACUCCACGCUGGACUACUUCGACCAGCUCAUCGCGCCCUUCAUGGUGCCGGAAGACGCCAACCAUACGGCGGGUGUGACGGCGGGAGUGACUGCGGGCGACCUGGCGGCGGCCCGCGAGCGCACGCACCGGCACCUGCGGCUGCGCGAGCUCAUCGGGGAGCGGUCCCGGGGCGCGCGGCUGGUGUGCGCCACGCUGCCCAUGCCGCGCCGCCGCAGCGUGGUGCCGCCGCCGCUCUACGCCGCCUGGCUGCACGCCAUCGCCUCCGCCGCCGACAACACGCUGCUCGUGCGCGGCAACCACGAGCCCGUGCUCACCUUCUACUCCUGACCACCCUCCCAACACCCUCCCAACACCCCACCCAUCUAACCAAUAGCUUCAAUCUCUUUCAGAUAAGUCUGUGGGUAGUUUGUAGUUUGUAAAUACAUACAUUGGAAUCUAAGGGAUUUAUUUAAUGAAAAUAAAUAAUAAUUUAAAAAAAAAAUAACAAAAAAGGUACGAUUUUAUAGAAAAUCCAACUAAAAACUAGGAAAAUAAAUUUUAAUAAAUUUGAAUUAAAAAUAGUGUAAGAAAAAAAUUAUUUUAUUGUAUAAAAAAAAGCGUGGGGUGCUUUUCAGGAUAUUAUCAAAAUAAACCUACUCAUAUUUGUCCAUAAAAUAUUUAUAACUACUGAUACCAUACACCCCAUGCUUUUUUUUAUAAUAAAUAAUAGUUUUUUUUAAACCAUUACUUAUAUAUAUUUAAUUUUUUAGUUGAAUUUCAAUUUUUUCAAUAUAUUUUUUAAAUAUUGUAUUGUCAUCGGUCCUUAAUAAUGAAUACCAAAUUUCGAGUUAAUCCGCCGUUUUGAAGGUGGUCAAAAUCAUGUUCAAAGAUUCCGUUACAUACUAACAGACAUACGUCUGAAGCUAAUAAAAGUGUAAUAAUUAUCUUAGAAACAGUUACACGAUAUCCAUAAUGUAAUGUUAAUGAUAGUCCAGACUACGUGCGACUUUAGGGUACUUCCCGCCGUCCUGACUUUUGUCGUGAUGACAUACUCCUCCAGUCCGAGACUACCCACAACGUCUAGCUGUAGACGCCCAACGAGCCCAUGGACAUCAGGUGGAAGGCGAAGUUCGAUAGAAUAUUGCCUUGUGGCAGAAAUAGACAACAUAUUCAUGCACAUAAGGCCUUCCUUCAGUACUGAAGAAGUAAGAGGAAUAGAAGUAGGACAGGAUAUUUACUGAUACGAACAUGUGGUGGAGAAAGCAUUUUCAAUUUGAAGUCGUGUAAGAUAAAGUACUCAUGAGUGCUCACGGUCAUCGUCCUGAUCCCGAUUUUAACUUAGACGUCGUAUUACUGUAAAGCAGAAACGGUUAAUCAGUGUAAUAGUAAUAAUGAAAUAUAUUUUCGUAAGAUUUUACAAGAUUUCUCUAAACUAUUUCAAUAUUAUACACAUUUAAAUAUUUUGUGAAUGUAUAUGUAUUUAAUUAUAUGUGAGGUAUUUAAUAAUUGUACGCCUAUUUAUACAUACUAGACAUCCCGCAGUAGUCGAAAUUCGACUAUAAUUAAUUGGAAUUGUAAGUUUGUAAACUAUUAUGAUUGUAUUUUAUACUUCUAUAAUCACAAAUUUCGCCAAGACUACACUAUAAAAAUAUUAACAAAGAGAAACAAUAUUUAAUCUAUUCUCAAUUUGUCAACAGACGUCAAGAACAAAAGCUUGACAAUAAAUAUAGUAUGCAUGCGUGUGUGCGUCAAAUACAUGGUAUGUAGUGUGUGUAAUGUUUUCUUUAUUGAUUUAAUGCAUCGUUUAUGCAUGAUUUAAAAAAAAUAUUAGUAUUGUGCACUUCUUCUCUAUAUUCUCUAUAGGUGUGGAAAAUUUCAUACUCCUCCGUCCGCGCAAUUUUCGUAAAAAGGGAUACAAAGUUUUUGCUUCACGUAUUAAUAUAUAGAUGUGAUGUGUUUAAUAAUUGUGCACUUAUUUAUACAUAUGUAUACGUUUUUGUGAGUUCUCACACGUGAUCAGCAGUGCAAUUUUCUAAUCGAUUAUACAAAUUACAUGAAGAAAGCUUACAUUAAUUUAUUAUAAAAUAAUAUCAAUCUCGAAUUUCUUGACUCGCUGUAACAUAAUUAUACUGUAAAUUUUGAUUUAACUUAACUUAUUAUAGUGAUGUUGUAAUAUAUUUAAAUAAAUAUUUAUUUAUAUAAAUAUUAACGGGUCAAAGUCUAUUUGGUUUAAGCGAUAUUUUUGCAACUUUACAAGAACUUUACAUUAGAGCCAUUUAAAGUUUAAAAACCUAAUGACCUUUGACCUCUAGAUGUGUAAUAAGUCGUGUGCAAUGAAAGAUCUGUGCUUUUAAAAGUUAAAAGGUACAUUUUUCAAUGCAAACCUGCAAAGUCAACCAGAAGGUGCAGUGAAAGCUCAGGUCUUCAAGCCAAACUUUUGUUAUUAUUAUAAUUUUAACAUGUCGGUUAUGGUUACAUUGGAAAAUGGAAUAAUAAUUACGAUUCUACGGUGACGUAUUUAAAUCGAUUUAAUGUUAGAUCUUUUAGAAUCGAUACAAUUUACUAGACAGUGGAUCGCGUGACGCUUAUUUUUCAUAAAUGGCCAAACGAAGUCGACUGAACCCAACUUAAUAUAUCAUCGUUGUUAAACCAACAUCUGCUAUGUGCAUUUUUUGAGAUUUUUACUUUGACCUUUUCAUAUAGUUCACAGCCCUAUUUAGCGUAUAAAAAAAACUGUUAUUUGUCUAUAUCUUUAAUAUUUAUCUAUAGCUUUCAUUUGAUAUAGUUCUUAAAAAUUCACCUUAUUAUCACAUUUUAUAAGAAAAUGUUUUUACUCGUUAAUUCAAAAUAGAGUUUUUGCACAUAGCAGAUUAUGGUUUGACAGCGACGAUAUGUCAUUUGUGAUCAAAAUAAGCAUCGUGACAACCCUUGGUCACUAGCGCACAACGAUUACCCACAUGUGACGUGGCGCGCUGUGAUUGGUGUUCAGUUUGACGUAAAUUGUUUUGACGUUUAUUUCGAAGUAUCUCAAUAUUAAAUCGACUUGAAUCGGCAUGCGUAACUAAAGUAUUGAAUCUAAAUUAAAUUAGAAAUCUUAUUAAUUAAGUGCAAUAUGUUUUAGGUUUUAAACAAUAAACAUGACAACUGGUAAUCGAAUUUAAAAUAUAUAUAGUGAGAAGUG
Messenger RNA from Bombyx mori (domestic silkworm), 6796 nucleotides. RefSeq names its product bumetanide-sensitive sodium-(potassium)-chloride cotransporter (gene Ncc69). The record is from RefSeq and is a predicted model, not a curated record. Gene Ontology annotation, cellular component: membrane. Gene Ontology annotation, biological process: sodium ion homeostasis; cell volume homeostasis; potassium ion import across plasma membrane. Gene Ontology annotation, molecular function: sodium:potassium:chloride symporter activity. Lineage: Eukaryota; Metazoa; Arthropoda; Insecta; Lepidoptera; Bombycidae. Bases 490 to 3963 code for a protein of 1157 amino acids. The transcript is spliced from 23 exons.